AUGGUAUCGAAGCUCUCAAUGUCUUUCCGAUCAAUCAACGAUAUGCCUGAAGAACCGGCAGUCGGCGACUGCGUUAAGCUAUACAACGACGCGCUGAGUCAAUUGAGCGCGUCGUUGUUAGAGAUCGAAACGGAGAAGAAAAAGGGAGGGAAUUGGUUGACCAAACAUGUCGUCGGAGAUGUCAAGACGUGGAUUAGCGCCGCGAUGACCGACGGUGAGACUUGCUCUGAUGGGAUUGAAGAAAUGGGAACUGUUGUGGGAAAUGAGAUCAAGAAAGAGAUGGAGGAAGUGAAUCAGAUGAUGAGUAUUAGUUUGGCUAUUGUUAGUCAAAUGAAGAAACUUCUCAUGAUUCAUCACUAA
Messenger RNA from Arabis nemorensis, 360 nucleotides. NCBI's taxonomy places the organism in Eukaryota, Viridiplantae, Streptophyta, Magnoliopsida, Brassicales, Brassicaceae. The record is from the annotation of a GenBank genome assembly.